This is a messenger RNA of Vespa mandarinia (Asian giant hornet), 4722 nucleotides long. Its product is annotated as A disintegrin and metalloproteinase with thrombospondin motifs 2. Lineage: Eukaryota; Metazoa; Arthropoda; Insecta; Hymenoptera; Vespidae. Gene Ontology annotation, biological process: extracellular matrix organization; proteolysis. Gene Ontology annotation, cellular component: extracellular matrix. The record is from RefSeq and is a predicted model, not a curated record. Gene Ontology annotation, molecular function: metalloendopeptidase activity.
UUUCUUUUCUCUGUUUCUGUCUUUUUCUCUUUCUUUCUCUCUUUCUUUCUCUCUCCCUCUCUAUCUCUCCCUUUCUCUCUCUCUCUCUCUCUCUCUCUCUCUCUUUCUCGUGGGCGCGUGCUUUCGUCGUUUUCCUCGUCCAUGUGCUCGCCAGUUGCAACGCGUACCGCGUACCAAACGAAUGCACUUUUGAUUAGACCUUAAUUAGAAAGAAUUUCCUCCUUUAGUUUAAUCCAGCGAUGUUUCCAAGUCGUAGUUUUCACAAAUUACGAUUUCCUAUAUCUCUCUCUCUUUCUCUCGCUUUAUUUUUUUUUAUUUAUUUUUUUUUUUUAUUUAUUUUUUCCCCUCCCAUAAAUUAUAUCCGGAGAUUUUCCAUUGAAAUCGUUUGAAAAACUAUUGAAAGAAUAUCCUAUAUGAUCCAUGACUCCACUUGUUUCCUCUACCGAGAACAAUUUUAACGAAGAAUGAUUUCACCCGUUAAGAUUUGAUAGAUCUGAUACGUCAUAUCGUAUCAUUCAUUGUCAUCCAGUGUCAGUUGUUGUCAUUGCCGUCAAAGUCAUUCUAUUCGUAUGUGUUAACGUUUUGUAAAAUUGACUGACUUUAUAUAUAUAUACAUAUAUAUACAUAUAUAUGUGAGUAUGUGUGUGUGUGUAUAUAAUACAUACUAUUCGAUGUCGUUGGUACACGCUCGUUAAUAUUCACCGUAAUUCGCUUUAUUCAACAACUAGUACUUCGGCCAAAGUUUAACGAGUGCGAGCGUAUAAAGAGUCGAGUGGCGAAAGGAGUGUAGUUGAAAUUAUUAAACGUUCGAGUGUUUCCGACAUAACGCGCGAGCGUUUAGCCAGUGGAAAAACGAUUUGCCCGUAUAAAUUGUGCAAGCAUGCCACAAUCGAAACUCUCGAGUUUACUAGUAACGACCUGGUUGCUCGGUACGAUAGCCUGUAAAUCGCGCGUCGACGAGCUCAUUCAAAGUUUCAUCGAAUAUGAGAUCAUUUAUCCGAGAAUAAUAACGGAUAAUCUAUCCUCAUCGUUACGUGAUCAUCGAUUACCAUUCGAAAAUCAUUCGAGGAAUCUACAGGAGGAAACGACGAUCAACGUUAUUAUUAAAAAUUGGACGUUGAGAACUACGAUCAAUGAUCGAUUAAUACUUUCGAAGGAUCUUCAUUCACGAGGAGGAAAAUAUUUCAAUAAAAAUUUCGACUGUGAUCUAAGACAUGGAAUCGUCGAAAACAAUGAAAAUAUUUCGUCUGUUGUUCUAACGAUUUGUUUGGAUGAAAUUUAUGGAUUUGUCAUUGUCGACGGUAGAUCCUACUUCAUUGAACCAUUGACAAAUGGCCGGCAUAUAUUUUACGAAUCGAAUAAUACCGGAUGGUGGUCGUCAUCGAGGAAAUCGUCGAGAAAUUUUGGUCCAUCGAUCGAAAUUUUCCCUUUGUAUUAUACCAAGAAAAAGGAUGAAUCAAGAAAUUUUACAAGACGAUUGAAACGAGAAAUUCCAAACAUUAAAAGUAAUAAUGGAUUUUAUAAUCUCACCGGAGAUGUCUUUGAUAUGGAAAAUUUUGAUCUCGGUGUUGGGGAUAAUGAGGAUUUCUUGAAAAAGGAUGAGGACGUUAUGAUCGAACGAUUGUCACAAAAAAAUGAUCCCGAAGAUGUCGGUUAUUUUUCUAAUCCAUCUUGGAGCAGAAGCAAAGUACCGAAAAGGAAACAACUGCCACGACGAUGGUUGGAGGUUGCGAUUGCUGUAGAUUAUUCCGUCAUUGAGUUUCACGGUCCACGUGUUCAACAAUACGUUCUGGCAUUACUCAAUAUUGUCAGUGCCAUUUUUAGAGAUCCUUCUCUCGACUCGAAUAUGAUUCUCGUUGUUGCUCGUGUAAUCCUUUAUAAGGAAAAAAAGGACAGUUUGAUUCAAGAUGGUAACUCGAAGAGAUCGUUAGAGAAUGUCAACAAGUGGAAUCGAAAGCUCUUGUCCUUAUCAAAGGACAGUCACGACAUAGCAAUAUGGCUAACUCGUUUGGACAUCGGUGGUCCUUCAGGAUAUGCUCCUGUAUCGGGAGUUUGCAAUCCUGCGAGAUCUUGUACUUUGAAUCGAGAUGAAGGUUUAACAAGUGCUUUUAUCAUAGCUCACGAAGUAGCGCACAUCUUAGGCUUGACUCAUGAUGGCGAUAAAACCGCUGGAAAUUUUUGCGUCGAAGAAGCAUCUCUUGGUAGCGUAAUGGCUCCUAUGGUAGCUGCGACCUUUCAUCAUUUUUAUUGGUCUACAUGUUCCAAGAAAGAAUUCCAUCGAAAAGUCAAACAGUGGUCCUGUUUAUUGAAUCGACCGAACGACAAUAACACUACACGAUUGAAUAUAAACAUACAAGAAAUGUUUACAAUGGAUGAACAAUGUCGAGUGGAAUUUGGUCAAGGUUAUCACCUUUGUAAAAGUUUUGAAAUUCGUGAACCAUGUUCACGUUUAUGGUGUGGCAAUUCUAAUAUUUCUCAAGCUUGCAAAACUAAAAAGGGACCACCGAUGGAAGGUACUCUUUGUGGAAAAAAUAAAUGGUGUAUAAACGGCCGCUGCGAAUCCAUGGACCGGGAAAGAUCGAACUUAGAGCCACUAUUUUAUAAUCCAAGAAAUGGAGGAUGGAGUGCUUGGAGCUCUUGGAACAAAUGUACCAGGACAUGUGGCAUUGGUAUCCAAUGUAGAUUACGUUCGUGCAACAAUCCACGACCAGCAUACGGUGGGAAAUAUUGUAUCGGUCCGAGCGACGAUUGCAAAAUUUGCGAGUCAGCUAAAUGCACGACGAAUGUUGACCUUCGUGCUCAGCAAUGUUCAAGACUGAUCGGUAUUUUAGAUUAUAAAGAAAUAUCAUCUAAAGUAAAUAUGACCUGGUUGGCUUACGAGCCCGAGGAACAUGAGUUAAAAUGCCGAUUGAUUUGCCGUAGCAGAGAGACCGGAGAAAUUUUUUAUAGCGGGAAGAACCUAAUGAAUGGCACUCCUUGUUCCUACGGUUCUACGGAUAUUUGUAUUCAGGGUGAAUGUAGGAGAAUGGGUUGCGAUAAUGUUUUCAAUUCGGAAAAGAUUUUGGAUAGUUGUGGUACUUGCAAUGGCAAUGAUACUGAUUGCGACCAUGUUGUCAACAAGUUUCAACGUAAACUUCGCCGAGCAAUGACACGUGUAGCUGUAUUACCACGCAAUGGUAUUAACAUGGCAGUGAAUGUUACUAUAAUGAAAACAUCGUUUACCGAUAAAAUUAGUACAACUUUUGUUAUAAUGGAUGGAAAAAGACGGCGGCACAAAGUAAACGAUUUUAAUACAAAAGGUCAUGAGUUAUUGGCAGUCGAGGGUAUUGCUUUUCGUAUUCAAAUAAUUAGUAAUAACAAAUAUGCCAUAAAGACGAGAGGGAUAGCUCUGGAUGAUGUCAUCGUAUCGUUCGUAGUACCGACAGAUGUCGUCAAAUCAGGUACAUCGAUCGCUGUAUCUUCACGGUAUUCCAUAAAUCAUAAUGAAAGAAAUACAGACAAACGAUAUCUAUGGUCAGUGGGUGGGUGGAAUUUUUGUUCUGUCAGCUGUGGAGGAGGAAUACGCAGGAAAAUGAUUGUUUGUAAGGAUGAUAAAACUGGAAGAAUCGUUUCCAGAAGGAAAUGUGCAUUUCUUUCCAAGCCUUUCUUAAAAAUGGAAACCUGUAACAUACAAAGUUGCGAUUACAAGUGGUUACCAGGACCAUGGGAAACAUGUUCUGUUACCUGUGGACAUUUUGGUAUUCAAACACGCCAACUUCAUUGCGUACGUUCUUCCUAUAAUGAGAGUGAAAUAAUUAGUAGUAAUGAAUUGGAAGCUUAUAGGAUUAUAUUGAGACCUUCUUUAUGUGUGGAUCAUCAACGACCAAUUAUUGAGCAAGAAUGUAAUAGGAUAGCCUGUUAAAAUUGUUGAUAGUAAUAUUUUAGAUUCGAUUCUUUUUUCUUUUUUCUUUCUUUCUUUUAUUUUUUUUUUCUUUUUUUUUUUUCUUGUGUUACGAGAAUCGCGAUUUAGGAGAAUUCAGAGAAUUCAACUGCUUGUUCUUAUAACGCAGAUAGUAUCUAGUUGGUACAUAUAUAUGGUUUUAGAAACAACGAUUAAUGAAGAAUACAUCAGGUAAUUCGAAUGUUUACAGGAAUUUUUAUAAAAAUCGAUGUCAUUUAAUAAGUUAACAUUAUUUAUCUAUUGCAGUUGUGACAUCACUUGACCUUGACAAUUACAUAUACGCAAAAGGAUAUUUCAUUCAGAAAGGGAAGGAAUAAUCGUAGACUAAGUUUUCGUAAGUAUUUACAAAGUAGGAUUGAGUAGACAUAAUCUAUUUUUUUUUUUUCGACAAAUAUUAAAUCAAUUGUUAAUUUUUAUAGGAUUCAUAUCCGUCUAAAAAUCAGAACUGUGAUCAAGAGGAACCAUAAUAUAAUGCAACGUAAAGAUCAUUUUUUUUCUUUUUUUUUUUUUUUUUCAUAAAAUAAUCUAUUCUUAAGGGUUUUUUUUCCUUUUUUUUUUUUUUUUACUAUAAUGCGUUUAAAUAUGAAUUUCAUUCUGUAUACUAUCUUGAAUCGUUGGCUUAAAUGAUUAACGUCAAUAAUGGACUAGGUUUUAUUCGUAUCCAAAGUAUACAUAAUGAUAACAUCGUUGGUGCAAAUGAAAGAUUUAAUAAAACGAAAUCUCAUAUAAGCAAGAUGUUAUAGCGUUACAUAUAAUGAGAAAUAUACACUACAAUAAAAAUA